AUGACUGAACAGGACGAGCUGCUGGCCAGGAUCGGUCGGCUUGCAGGUCAAAUUAAUCGCCACAAAUCACAAGAUACUCAGGCGGCUAAUCCCCAGUCUCAAUAUGCGUCUGGAAAUAUCUACCCUCAUCAUUCCAGAUGGGAACCAUACUCUGGACGAGGACGUGGUCGAGGUCGAGGCCGAGGCCGUGGAGCACGGCACUGUUCGCUUGUUCUGAAUACCCAGGCUGUAGGCUCAAACAUGAGCGCUGCAUCUCCUGCCCCGACAAGUGACAAUACUAGCGCAACGGCUCCCACACCGACUCCCAGCACCGGCUGGGUUGCAAAGCGCAAUCGCCACAACAAUCAGUUGAUUAAUUCUGCCAUUUAUGAUAGGGAGAUUCAGGCCAGAUCAAAAGCUAUGGAAGAGACUCGCAAGCUCAAAGAACAGCAAGCUGCAGAGCGAGAACAAGCAAAGGUACUCCGAUAUGCACAGGGCGCAGGUGCUGUCGCUAUGGUGUCUACACCCGCGAAUCCUACAGCUGCCCAUCAGAUUAUUGUCAAUGAUAUCCCUUUCAAGGUCGCACGCGGUGGCAGCAAACUUGUCCGGGUUUCGAAUGACCCUAGUACUGCCAACAACACCCCAAAGCGUGUCACUGUGGCCGGUGUGUCCUUCGUGCGUAGCAAAAAUGGAAAUUUACAUCGUCUUGGCGCGGUGGCUUCGAAACAAUCUCACACCGUCAAAAAGCGCGACGAGCUUUGCAAGAGAUUCACAACAACCGGUAUUUUGUUUUCCGAUGGGCCCAUCCAGCUCAGUUCUGCCCUAUCAGCCUGCUCAAAACUGACCAUCAUUUACUUUCUAGGCACAUGCUACAAAGGCCCUAACUGCCUCUUCAUCCACGAUCCCACCAAGGUGGCUAUUUGCAAGGACUUCCUCAUGACAGGCAAAUGCGCUGCAGGUACUAGCUGUGAUCUAUCCCAUGAGCCCUCGCCCCAUCGUUCCCCGGCCUGUAUGCAUUUCCUCCGAGGACGCUGCGCCAACCCGGAAUGUCGCUAUUCCCACGUCCGCGUGACCCCCGGCGCCCCCGUUUGCCGUGCAUUCGCAACUCUAGGGUACUGUGAGAAGGGCGAAACAUGCGAGGAAAAGCACGUCCACGAGUGCCCCGACUACGCCAAUACUGGCGCCUGCGACAAGAAGCGCUGCACACUCCCGCAUGUUGACCGUGCGGGCCAGAUCCGCAAGGCUGCGGUUGCUGCUGCUAAUAAGAAUGGUGAGGAGUCUGACAUGUCUAGCGAAGAUGAGAGCUACGAUGCCAUCGACUCGGACGACGUUGACUCGGACGACGAGCCUGAAGAGAUCAUCGAAGGUGUGGAUAGCGGUGAGAUGUCGGAGCAGCAGGAUUUCAUCCACAUCUGA
Penicillium bovifimosum is the source of this 1395-nucleotide messenger RNA. Its product is annotated as CCCH zinc finger protein. Gene Ontology annotation, molecular function: metal ion binding. Gene Ontology annotation, cellular component: nucleus. The transcript has 4 exons. Lineage: Eukaryota; Fungi; Ascomycota; Eurotiomycetes; Eurotiales; Aspergillaceae. The record is from RefSeq and is a predicted model, not a curated record. Bases 1 to 1395 code for a protein of 464 amino acids.